Hyla sarda is the source of this 4656-nucleotide messenger RNA. It is a transcript of the gene AMOT, whose product is annotated as angiomotin. The record is from RefSeq and is a predicted model, not a curated record. The transcript has 13 exons. Lineage: Eukaryota; Metazoa; Chordata; Amphibia; Anura; Hylidae. Gene Ontology annotation, cellular component: plasma membrane; bicellular tight junction; cytoplasmic vesicle. Gene Ontology annotation, biological process: actin cytoskeleton organization; angiogenesis; establishment of cell polarity involved in ameboidal cell migration. Bases 302 to 2980 code for a protein of 892 amino acids. Gene Ontology annotation, molecular function: signaling receptor activity.
GAAUCUGUAGAUAAAAGGGAAUAUUUGACCCCAUUGGCCAAGGCCUCUGUGAGAUUCUUUUUUACAUUCUCCUGCAACUGCAGAAGUGUGGAGGAGGCAUCAUGGUGUGGAUCACAUAACUGUACAUUGCUUAGAUGAGGUUCCUAUGGAAACGCACUGCAGAAGGCGGCAGACAGAACAUUCCUCAUAGGUUCACGCACCUCCUCAUGACCAGAAACACGUUACAGCGUUGGUGGGAAGCAACCCUCACCAGACAGAAAUAGGUCACUUGGAUUCCAGUUUUGAGGUGACUCUGUUGGAGAUGAGGACUUCAGAAGAGCAAGCAGCCACCACAGUGUUGCAAAGACUGCUGCAGGAGCAGCUACGUUACGGGAAUCCUAAUGACAACCGUAACUUGCUGGCCUUGCAUCAACAAGCUACAGGGAACGUGCCCCCCUAUGGUGGCGGGCAGGUGUCUCAAGAGGGACUGAAUCCUCAAGAUCCCCAGUUAGUUCCUCAUGCUGCCCGCCAGGAGCCACAAGGGCAGGAGAUCCAGGUGGAGAAUAUGAUGGAGAAGCAGAUACCACUGAGAGCUCAGAACAGUGAAGAGCUCCCGACUUAUGAAGAGGCCAAGGUCCAGUCUCAAUACUUCCGUGGACAACCUCAUGCUAGUGUUGGAGCUGCUUUCUAUGUAACUGGUGUGAGCAAUCAGAAAAUGAGGACUGAGGGUCGUCCCACGGUUCAGAGGGUUAAUACAGGGAAAGUUCAUCAGGAUGAUGGUCUAAAGGACCUUAAGCAGGGCCAUGUAAGGUCCCUUAGUGAACGCCUCAUGCAACUUUCACUGGCUACUAGUGGUGUAAAGGCCCAUGCCCCUGUUACAAGUGCCCCUCUUUCCCCACAGCCUGGAGAUUUCUAUAAAACCUCUGGAUCAAAUGAAGUAUACAGGAAUCUAUCGCAGAGUGGUGGACAAAAGAUGGAAAACAGGGGGCCGCCUCCCGAUUACCCAUUUAAAAACAUUUCCACUCUUCCUACUCAAGGAAAAGCAAAGGAGGUGGGACAUCAUUAUGGGGAUCCUAGGGGCACUCAGCAGAAUCGCUCAGAUGGACCAAUGCUCCGGUACCAGCCUCCUCCAGAAUAUGGUUCAUCCAGGCAAAAUCAGGAUGUGCAGCAACAUCUUCAGCAGAGAUCCCCACAUUACCACAGCCCCACCUCUUCUCUUACAUCCUUGGGAUCUAUGAGCCUCAUACAGUCCCCUCCACCAUCAGGCAUGUCCCCAUCUCAACAACAGCUUCCCUCACCAAGCCAUGGAGAAUUCUUCUCUGGGACACCACGGCCUCAUCAAAUGUCCAGUCAGUUCCACCAUGGAGAUUUUUACCGCAUGCCUCAGACAUACUAUGGUCAGCAGCAGCAACAGCAGCCACCACAAAUGGAUCUUGCAAGACCUCCUCCAUUACCCUCCCCAUAUUCCCAGAUGCAGGGUGACCCAUUUGCCAUUGUUUCCCGGGCACAGCAGAUGGUUGCUGUUCUUUCUGAAGAAAACAGGUCUCUGCGCCAAGAACUAGAAGGAUGCUACGACAAAGUGGCCAGAUUUCAAAAAAUGGAGAUGGAAAUCCAGAGAGUCUCUGAAGCAUAUGAAAAUCUUGUAAAAUCUUCAUCCAAGAGAGAGACUUUGGAGAAAGCUAUGAGAACAAAACUAGAGGGCGAGAUCCGAAGGAUUCAUGACUUUAACAGGGAUCUCAGAGAACGAAUGGAGACUGCAAACAAACAACUUGCAGCAAAGGAGAUUGAAGGAUCGGAGGACAACAGGAAGACCAUAUCCCAACUCUUAGCACAGAACAAAGACCUGCAAAGAGAGAAGGAGAAGCUGGAAAUGGAGUUAUCCUCCUCGCGCUCCAUGAGUGAGGACCAGAGAAGGCAUAUUGAAAUCAGAGACCAAGCCCUAAACAAUGCACAGGCCAAGGUGGUGAAGCUGGAAGAAGAACUGAAGAAAAAGCAGGUUUAUGUUGACAAAGUGGAAAAGAUGCAGCAGGCCUUGGCUCAGCUCCAGGCUGCUUGUGAGAAGCGAGAACAACUGGAACAUAGACUACGCACCAGGUUGGAGCGAGAACUGGAAUCUCUACGAAUGCAGCAGCGCCAAGGAAACUCUCAGUUUACCAGUGUUUCUGAGUAUAAUGCUGCGGCACUAAUGGAGCUACUCCGGGAGAAAGAAGAGAGAGUGUUAGCCCUUGAGGCAGACAUGACCAAGUGGGAGCAGAAGUACUUGGAGGAGAGUGUUAUGAGACAGUUUGCAAUGGAUGCUGCUGCUACUGUGGCUGCUCAGAGGGACACCAGCUCAAUAAGCCAUUCUCCUAGUGCAAGUUUUGAUACCACCCUGGAGGCCCGUAUCCAGAAGGAAGAGGAAGAGAUACUUUUGGCCAAUAGAAGAUGUGUAGACAUGGAGGGAAGGAUAAAAACUCUUCAUGCUCAGAUAAUUGAGAAGGAUGCCAUGAUCAAGGUGCUUCAACAACGUUCUCGUAAAGACCCAAACAAGACUGAACAACCUUCUUCCAUGCGCCCAUCAAAGUCCCUUAUGUCAAUCUCUAAUGCUGGCUCUGGGUUGCUCUCUCAUUCUUCUACACUUAGUAGUACACCAAUCCUGGAGGAAAAACGAGAGGAUAAGAGCUGGAAAGGCAGUUUGGGUGUACUGCUUGGGACAGAAUAUCGUCCUGAGUCCAUCUCAUCCACCCCCUCCCCUGUACUUCCUUCCACUCCCCAGCUUUCUGGACACUCAAAGUCUGGUAGCAGAGAUUGCUGUACGCAAACAGACAGAAAUAAUGAGCAAAGCAGAGCCCCUUCAGUUAGUGCAUCUCCAGGGCCGGGGAGGCUGGCCACUCCGAGCCCUAUGUAUAGCUCUGAGAAAACAGAUUCAGCUUUUCAGUCCAGUACCUUGGAUCGAAAAAAUCCUACCCCGUCCCUGGGCCAAGAUCUUACAGAUGGAGAAUUGGUGGAAUAUCUUAUUUAAGCAAGAUAGUUUUUUUUAUUUUUUUUAAACUAUAAUGGUAUUUAUAGGAAGAUCUACUCCAAAACAUAUUUAUACAUAUUUGAAGAUUUUUUUUCUCUCCUUUUUUUCCCCCCAGUCUUGCAGACUUUUUAUAUUUGUAAAUUACAAGAAUUCCUUUUUUGUACAGAACUGAAGGGACCUUAGUGUUGAAAGUAAUCUAUGAUUCUUGGCAGAAAGCCUAUGACCGAUUUUUCUUUGUAGCCUAAAGCACAUGGCCUAUCUGCUGGCAGAGGACUUGGCACCCAGUUUGUUGGAUGACGUUGGGGGGAUACAUAGGCAAUCUGUUGUCUUUUCAAUGUGGAAAUAAUUGAAUAAACUUGGUUCUCCCGGCAGCAGCAUACUGUCUUGGUGCCAUCCUGCUUUUUAAGAGAAUGGAGACGUGUACUAGCUUUUAUAUUGUGUAGUAGAUGGUAAAACAUAAAACCUAUGCUGUGUGGCCUUUUUUGGUAGAGGUCUGGUGUGUUAAACAAUAAAAAGGGGGUUUAUCCUAGAGUGCAUGAAGGAGAGUACCCCAGGUGAGCAUGACUGUCCCUUAUCCUGCAUUGUGUACUGCAUCUAACAUUCCAAUGCCCUAAAUACAAUGUGUAUUUAAUGCAUAACCCCCUUAACUGCGGUGUAUUUAUAAUCUAGAAUGCAUGAAAGUUUAUGCAUUACUAAAGCACAAAAAUUCAAAUAAAUGUGUUAAUAAGCAUUUACAGAACAGAAUUGUUGUUUUGCACACUGGCCAUUCCAGAAGGUGAUAGCAUGAAGUAUUUCUCUCUUUUGUGCUAAACUGUGAAAUUUCUCUAUUCGUAGUUUUAUUUAAUUUACUGCAACAAAUGGCAAAAUAAAAUGCAAGUAGUAAUUUGACAAGUAUUACUGAUAAAUUCCUAUCUUCUAAUCUAGACCUUCUAGAAUUACCAUCUGACAUGUCAGUAAGUAAAAAAAAUUCCAUGGAGGAUCUGUUAUGUGGAUCCCAACAUUUCUUUGACCUGCUUAACAUUAUGUGUAGCUAAAAGUUAUUAUUACCUAGGACUGGGCGGUAUACCGGUUCAUACCGAAUAACAAAAAAAUUUCCCUGCACGAUAUGAAUUUUUCCCAUACCGCAAUACCUGUCCCCCUCAAAUGAAUUAUCAGCCGCAGCGGUUGUCCCCACAUCGGGGAAAUAAUCAUCAUCAUAAUCCUGUGAGCCGCCUGCGCUUCAAAUUAAUGAGAUGCAGGCCGCGGAGAUAUAAAUGGUGAGGGGAGCAGCGGUCCGACUUUUGCAUGGGUUCGGAAAUCGCACAUCACACCGGCCGCAUGCACUAUAAAUGAAUAUAAAUGUUAUACAAGUUGCGGCCGCGGCGCUUUAAAUGAAUAAGAUGCGGCAAGCUGCCACCUCCCCCUCCAAGCGCUAAAAGCCUGGCUUUUAGCGCUUGCAUGGGGAGAUGACAGCUUUCCGCUCGCAACUUAAAGGAAAACUGUCAGAUAUUUUCUCCCGCACUAUCCUGAUUAAAACGAGCCCUACCUUACCCGGAUCCGCCCGGCCGUUCGCCCGCAAUUGUACUUUUAUUCUAUGCGUAUAUCUUGCUGUAACUGGCACGGGCGGUUACAGCAAGUUAACGGUCACUGACAUCAGCGCCGCAUAUGAAUAUUCAUUCCCCCCUCCCUCCAGCUCU